Messenger RNA from Oncorhynchus mykiss (rainbow trout), 1263 nucleotides. Its product is annotated as transformer-2 protein homolog beta. The record is from RefSeq and is a predicted model, not a curated record. Gene Ontology annotation, molecular function: RNA binding. NCBI's taxonomy places the organism in Eukaryota, Metazoa, Chordata, Actinopteri, Salmoniformes, Salmonidae.
GAGACCGUUUUUCCGCCAAAUUGGGCCACUCUUCCUAUCUGGUUUAGACUUUCCCGUCUACUCAUUGUGGUUGUACAAGCGUCACAUCCGCUUUUGACUCAGUGAAUACGGUUCUAACGAAACGGAGGCGAGUAGCAGUGUUUCGCUUCACUUGAUAACAUUAUUAGCUAACUAAAUAAACCAGUUAAUUAUCUAUCAUUUAAGUUUCUAUCGACGAGAAAUGAGCGACAACGAAAAGGAUUUUGGCGAGCGGGACUCGCGGUCCGCUUCCAGGAGUGUGAGCCCAAGGGGUUCUGGGAAGUCUGCCAGCCGUUCUCCGGCCCAUUCCCCAGCCCGCUCCAAAGAUGGCUCCAGACACUCCAGGUCUAAGUCCCACUCCCGAUCCCGCUCCAAGUCCAGGUCUCGUUCCCACAGGAGCUCCCGCAGGCAUUAUUCCCGCUCUCGCUCCCGUUCCCACCGCCGCCGUUCCCGUAGCCGUUCCCGAAGCGGGGAAUACCGCCGUCGUCGGAGCCACAGCCACUCCCCCAUGUCCAACCGCCGCAGGCACAUUGGCAACCGGGCCAACCCGGACCCGAACUGCUGCCUGGGUGUGUUUGGUCUGAGCCUGUACACCACAGAGAGAGACCUGAGAGACGUGUUCUCCAAGUACGGCCCCCUGGCUGACGUCAGCAUCGUCUACGACCAGCAGUCACGACGCUCCCGCGGCUUCGCCUUCGUCUACUUCGAAGUCCGAGAGGACGCCAAUGAGGCUAAGGAGAGGGCUAAUGGAAUGGAGUUGGAUGGGCGGAGGAUCAGGGUCGAUUUCUCCAUCACUAAACGACCACACACUCCCACUCCUGGGAUAUACAUGGGACGACCCACAUAUGGUGGCGGCGGCGGCAGCAGCAGCAGCGGAGGAGGUGGUGGAGGAGGAGGAGGAGGAAGUGGCGGCCCCAGCUCAAGCUCAUCUCGCCGUAGCUCGAAAGAUUACGACCGCGGCGGUGACCGUGGUUACGACAGAGGCUACGACCGUGGCUACGAUCGCUAUGACGACCGAGAGUGCUACAGGUCCUACAGACGCAGGUCUCCGUCUCCGUACUACAGCCGAGGGGCCUACCGGUCUCGCUCCCGCUCGCGGUCUUACUCCCCACGCCACUACUGAGCAGAGGGAGAAGAGGAGCAAGAUUAUACUUUUUGUUAGGGCCAGGGGGGUGGAUGUGGGUUUAGGGCCAGGGGGGGUGGAUGUGGGUUUAGGGCCAGUGGAUGUGGGGUUUAGGGCCAGGG